AUGGUACUAAUAGUCUUCUCGCGGCACAGGAUAUCUUGGUCUCGUGCCACCGCACUGUUUCUUCCUUUACCGACAUGGGUUCCAGCUGUCGCAACCCUCUUAUCCCCGAUUACAGUGCUCACGCUGAUAGCGACGCAAAUUUUAUCUGCACGUGUGAACAACGAGACAGCUCGCAAUUAUCGAUGGACCACGAUAUCUAGCAUACUCGACCAGGUUCAAACGGUCAUAUCGAUCAUCGUGGCUACAGUAGCACUUGUGUACCUCUUUCCCGACAGGAUUCUCUCAUGUAACCUAAAUGAACAAUGGCAAGAGUUCUUCCAGUCAAAGAAUUCUCAGGCCAUCCGGUCAAUCCAAGACGAAUUCCGAUGUUGUGGUCUUCGAAGUCUUCACGAUAGGGCAUGGCCUUUCAAGGACCGGAACCAUGGUGACAAUGCAUGUGAAUUGCAACUAGGAUAUCGGAGAAGUUGCUCUGCCCCUUGGAGAGAGCACCAGCAGCUUACGUCUUGGAUGGUUUUUGCGGCGGUUGUUUUUGUUUUCGCGGCGAAGGUGGGGUUUACCUCGUGCCAGUUACCACAGUGA
Penicillium digitatum Pd1 is the source of this 579-nucleotide messenger RNA. RefSeq names its product Tetraspanin. Lineage: Eukaryota; Fungi; Ascomycota; Eurotiomycetes; Eurotiales; Aspergillaceae. Gene Ontology annotation, cellular component: membrane. The record is from RefSeq and is a predicted model, not a curated record.